GCGAAACCGGAAGUAAUUUGGAGCGAUUCCUCUUGUUCCUCCCGGCUACAAUUUGCUCGUGGAAAUAACAGUAGCAUCAAACAAGGGAUAACCUAAGGAUGGAAGAAUUUGAAGAUGCUGAAGCUCCUCCUGUGGGUGAACUGGUCCAAUGUAAUACUUGCAAAAGAUGCUUCUUCCCGAAAGUUCUGGAAAAACAUGCAAAAAUCUGCCAAAAGACAGCAACUAAAAGGAGGAAGGUUUUUGAUUCCAGUAGACAGAGGGCAGAGGGUACAGACAUCCCCGUACUCAAGCCUAUCAAACCAAAGUCACAAAGCUCAGCUGGCUGUCAGAAAGCAGAGCCACCGAAGAAGCCGUCCAACUGGCGCAAGAAGCACGAGGACUUCAUCGCCACCAUUCGGGCUGCCAAGUCACUCACUCAAGUCAUGAAAGAGGGGGGGCCCUUACCCCCACCUCCCCCCCCUUCGUAUGACCCAGAUUACAUCCAGUGCCCAUACUGUCAGCGGAGGUUCAAUGAGAGUGCUGCCGACAGACACAUUAAAUUCUGUCAGGAACAAGCUGCCCGGAUACCCACCAAAGGCAAGUUAGGCGAUCCCAAGAAGACGCCGGGUCGCACACAGUACAAGCCUCCUGCUUCUGUAAAGAAGACCAACCCGUCUCCGGCGUCCUCCAUUCCUUCAGCCACUUCUCGUUUACCCCAGAGGUCAGGCCUUGGACAGUCCACCGGAAUCCCUUCAAAUAAAGCCCCUUCAGCAGGUUCAGUCCAGAGUAAUACCUCCGGCAUCACAAGUCCUCCAUCAGGUGUGGGAAACAAGACCCGUGCACCGAACUACGGAUCCGCGAGGAACUUCCAGCCGGGAGCAGGAGUCAACAGGAAGAAGGCUGAUUCUUUCAUGUCAAGGAAUGACGUGGAUGGCACAAAUGAAGUUGGCAAUGGCGGAAUGAAGAGCAAGUUCUGUCACGCCUGUGGGACCAAAUACCCCGUUGAAUCUGCAAAGUUCUGCUGCGAGUGUGGGGUGAGGAGGAUGUGUAUCGGAUGAGCGCACGGGGAAGCUGGGAUGCGCCGGUUCUACAGUUACAGAGCAGAUCACUCCACCAAACUGAUGAGGGUUGAAGGAAAAAACAAACUCUAUCCUUUCUGUUUUUAUUUCUCCACUUAUUAAAUAUAUAAAUAUAUUUGCCAGUUGAGCAGUGCUGAGUUUUGACAUGAGCAGCAAAGUCUAAAGCUGUCAAAAAUUUAAGAUAAUACUCAAUCACUUCCACAAGCUAUUCAAGAUGAAUUGAGCUCAUGAAGUUUGUGCACAAUGGUUACCAAGGUUUCUUUUGCUAGCAACAGGGCUGGAAAUGACUGAAACUCAAAGAUGUAGUGUAUAUAUGAACUUAGGAAUAAGCAAAUAGUAACUAAAUAUUGUUUAAGUGGGAUGAUUAGUCCUUUCUGGAGCUUAAGAGGAGAGAGGAGCGGACAGUUAGGUUGUUGAACAGUCAAGAAAUGUAAGAUGGGUGUAACUUCCUCAAUGAUUUGACCUUAAUCUGAAUGCUGUCACUGAUCCUGUUGACUUUCUUGAACAAUGCAUUCUCACUAAAGUGCAAUAUAAUUGACUACUGAACAAGCAAUGUUUUUCAAAAGGAAAUGGAAUGCAUUUUCUUUGUUUUUGUCUCACCAACUUGUUCUGACAGUAAAUAAUUCCUUAGAGAGGUAACGAUCGUGCUCUCAGUGCUCCCGUUGUCAUCUGUUAUCACAGACUAAAUUCAAAGGACUCUUGUUGUCAAAUGUAGCCUUUGUUUUGUUUUAUACAAUGAACUAUUUAUUUUCCUGUUCCAUUUCAUUUUAACUGACUGAACGACUGCCUAUUUUCUUACAUUUUGAUUUGACAUCUUACAGAACCAAAUGGGUGAGUGUGAUUUUGACACGCUUUUCUUGAAAUAAUAAUCGAUGAAGUCUGAGCUUAAUGCAUUACUGUUUGUAGGAGUCUGAAAGCAGGGCAACACUCCCAAUCUGGUUUUGGUUGAAGUCUCUGCUUAAUCCAUGUAAGGGUUCUUAAAGAGGGUUGACUAUGAAAAUUCUCUCCUGAGGGAACGUCAUAAAUCUUGAAGUCGUCCGAACGUUGGCCGAGAUUUGAAUACGUUUUUUGUUUUUGUUUUUUUUAA
Messenger RNA from Oryzias latipes (Japanese medaka), 2145 nucleotides. It is a transcript of the gene zc2hc1a, whose product is annotated as zinc finger, C2HC-type containing 1A. The record is from RefSeq and is a predicted model, not a curated record. NCBI's taxonomy places the organism in Eukaryota, Metazoa, Chordata, Actinopteri, Beloniformes, Adrianichthyidae.